Molecule: messenger RNA, 2372 nt
Organism: Synchiropus splendidus (mandarinfish)
Lineage: Eukaryota; Metazoa; Chordata; Actinopteri; Syngnathiformes; Callionymidae
Product: cleavage and polyadenylation specificity factor subunit 7-like
Exons: 9
Coding region: 345-1679 (444 amino acids)
Biological process (GO): mRNA alternative polyadenylation
Cellular component (GO): mRNA cleavage and polyadenylation specificity factor complex
Molecular function (GO): mRNA binding
Source: RefSeq, a predicted model, not a curated record
CCAUAAGCCUGCCGCACUGGAAGCUUCCGGUGGCAAAAUAUUAGCAACAUUAGCGAACACGUAGCACUGCAAAACAGCGGAUCCUUGCUGUUUCUACCUAAAGUGCACAACUGUAUAUUUUUUAUUUCGACCAUUAAAUGCUCAAAGCAUUUAUCAAAGCAAACGAUAGUGUGUUCGGUUUGUAAUGUAUUCUGUUACGAUGUUGCUCGUGUACAGAUGUAGAUUCUAAGCUAGCGUGUAUGUAGUCAGGUGCGGUUUGUCCAACGUUCUCUGAUGCUUUACGCGAAUGAAAAGCUGUGCACGCUGAAGACGCCAGAGUGGGUGAACACGUUCAAGCUAGAAGAAUGGAUGACGAUUUAAUAUAUGCUGACGGACCAGGUGCCUCGAUGGAGAGAGACGCCGACAGCAACAAGGAAGAAAACCAUGAGGACUUGGACAAAAGUUCCGAAACCAAUGAUGACCUUUUCGAUGCUGUCCUGACUGGUUCUGUAGACUGGGGUCCAGAUAAGACCGCUCUGAAAAACAAGACUGAAAGCAAAAAAGAGCAAGCUGAUCUGGCUGUAGAGGAGAAGAAAACUACAGUCACCCCUCAGGGAAAAUUGUGUUUAUAUGUCGGCCAUUUCCCCUGGUGGGUGUCUGACGAAGACCUCGUGUCAAAAGCCAAAAGUUUGGGUGUUUGCGAUGUUGUGGACAUCAAAUUUGCGGAAAACAAGGCCAACGGCCAGUCAAGAGGCUAUGCAGAACUGACGGUUUCUUCAGACAAGUCCUUUCGAACGUUGAUGGAGAAACUACCCAAUUGUACAAUGAAUGGGGAGAAGAUUGAAUGCCGCUAUGCCUCUCGUCACAACCUCGGUGUUUUUGCACAGAUUGCACAGCAGCGUUUUCCAUUGCGAGCACACUCAAAUAGUUCCAGAGAGACUUAUACGUCCGACCUGGACCCCCCACAAGAGACUGGACCACUCACAGCGCCGCCACCAUUUCUGCCGCCUCCCCUUGCAAACGCGUUUCCUUCUCAGCCUAGUAUUUUCCCUGCUCAUGUAGUUCCUCCCUACCCGCUGAUGCCACCAAAUAUUCCUCCCCCAAUUCCUCCCUUGUUUCCACCUCCAUUACCGCCAAUGUCAAGUCAACCACCACCCAGCCUUCACCUAAACCCAGCAUUUCUUCCACCACGCCAAGACAGAAACAUGCAUCAGAUGAUGGACCAUGAAUUUGAGGAUCUUAUUAACAGAAAUAGAGCUGUGGCUAGUUCUGCUAUCACAAAGGCAGUGACGGGAGCAACAACUGGAGACCACCAAGAGUCCAUGGAGACUCUAUUAACAGCCAUUGCCAUCAUAAAGCAGUCCAGAGUAUACAGCGACGAUCGCUGCCAAGCUCUGGUCACCUCACUCAAAGAUUGUCUAGUCUCAAUCCAGGGGAAUGGCACGCAUGGGAAGAGCAGUUUUUCAGAAGAUGAAAGGGAUCGAGUUAGAGAUCACGACAGAGAUCGUGACCGAGACCGCGACAGAAAACACUCGUCCAGCAGGGAUGGUGCGGGAGGAUCUCGCAGACAUAGAUACAGAGAUCGGUCCCGGAGUAGAGAGAGGGACAGGGGCCGCUCCAGGGGACAUUCCAGGGAGCGCUCCAGGGAACGCUCCAGGGAACAGGGCCGGCACAGAGAAUACAGAGAGCGCUAUCGCUGACUUGGCUCAUGCAACAUGAGGGGCUAAAGCAAAGACCUCUAGCAUCUUCAGCAAGCUGUAAAUAUGUUGUUAUAUCGUGGUGAGGAGCAGUAUUCCACACUGAGGCCUGUUUUUUCUUUCCGUGUACACUAUUUGACAUGAACCUGUUUUAAAAAAAAAAUACAGUAAUUGUCAUGAUUGUUUAAUGGCCUACAGAUUUUAGUGGUGGCAUGUCAAGACACCUGGUAUAAAACAAAAUGUCAUGUUUUUUUUGUAUUCCAUCAUACGAUUAAAGAAUCUCCCAUCUUCUGUUGUUCAUCUACCUGAGCUCUGUGUCUUGCAAUUGUCAUUUAGUUACACAUAAAAUGCCAUGAACAUUGUAGUGAGCUAAAAUAGAGACGACCCUCUCAAGAUUUCACUUGCAGUGAAAGCGACAAGAACUCACACUUGGACUUCACUCGUCUUGAAUUUAAGUGAUCAUUUUAGAGUGGAACCUUGACUCGAGAACUACGUCGAUGGUAACUCUUUUUGCAAGAUCCUGCUCCAAGUUUCUGUUAGUCCAACUAAACACUGUAUGUACCAGUUCAUAUUUUAAGAGCUCCUCCGUUUGAUCUUAUCCCUUCAUUCAGGCCGUAAACAAGUGGCAGGCGUUUGUCGCAAUUUGAUUUCUAUGUCGAGACAAUGACCACAAACACAGAUUAAUGAAAUUCAACU